Molecule: messenger RNA, 2259 nt
Organism: Rasamsonia emersonii CBS 393.64
Lineage: Eukaryota; Fungi; Ascomycota; Eurotiomycetes; Eurotiales; Trichocomaceae
Product: Interferon-induced GTP-binding protein Mx
Exons: 6
Coding region: 1-2259 (752 amino acids)
Cellular component (GO): cytoplasm; microtubule; membrane
Molecular function (GO): GTPase activity; GTP binding; microtubule binding
Source: RefSeq, a predicted model, not a curated record
AUGGACAGCAGUUCUCAUUCUCAGUCCUCUGUUUCUCCUCUCUCCAUCUCACCACCUGCAUCGAAUCAUCCAUUGGAGAAGAACUCGCCCUCUGAAGAGACUCAGCUGCAUCUGCCACUUGGAGGCAAUCAUUCCUCUCAAGAGAAUCACACUGCCAUCAAUAACUCAACACGUGAGGAUAACUCUACUCAGAAACACAACUCUAGUAUCAAAGAUACCUCUGCUACAAUGACGAAAGAAAAGGUUGAGCUCUCGGCCAUCAUUGGCAUUCGCAGCCAAGAGCACAUCCGGAUCCUAGAUGCCAUCGAUCGCAUGCGUGAUCUGGGAGUCAACGAGGAUCUCUCGAUUCCGCAGAUCGUGGUUGUGGGUGACCAGUCUAGCGGAAAGUCAUCCACCCUGCAGGCUAUCACGCAACUCCCCCUCGCCGUCGACAGUGAACUCUGUACUCGUUUCGCAACGCAAAUUGUCCUUCGUCGCACGCCCGAGUCCUCUGUCAAAGUGUCAAUCAUUCCUGCCUCGAGUGCAGAUGAAGCGACGAAGAAGCAUCUCCAGAGUUUCUCACGUUCUUUUACGGAAGAUGAAUUUGACGGUCAUGCUUUUACGAAAGUCGUUAAUGAGGCCGCUGAGCACAUGGGGCUGCCUGGUCCGGGAGUUGAAAAGAGCGAGGACUUUGAGAAAAGGUUCUCUGGAGACGUGCUCAAGAUUGAGCUCUCUGGCCCGGAGCAGCUCCAUCUGAGUGUUGUUGACGUUCCUGGACUCUUUCACAAUCCUACCAAGUAUCAGACAAAGGAAGAUCUGGAGAUUGUCCGAGAACUGAUUUCGAACUACAUGGAGAACCCAAGGAGCAUCAUUCUCGCCGUUAUGGAUUCCCGAGUCAACAUCUCCAAUCAAGAGAUCUUUCGCCUUGCACGAGGCUUCGACAAAGACGGCUUUCGUACCGUUGGGGUGAUCACCAAAUGCGAUGCUCUGCAGCCUGGCGACGAGAAAGAGUUUCUGAUUAAGAAUCGGUCGACUCAGGAUAUUCUGGACGGAGUCACUUUGAAGCAACGCAACAUCCAGGAAAAGAAGUUCUUCCAAUCCCAACCGUGGAACAUGAUUCCCAAGGAGAGAGUCGGAAUCGACUCUUUGAAAACAUUCCUUGGACAGCUGCUUCUGGAUCACAUCCGCAAAGAAUUUCCCCAGCUAGUCAGCGAGAUCGAAACUCUGGCCGCCAAAACCGAAAAGGAGCUCGAGGGCUAUGGGCCAUCGCGUCAGUCUUCCACCGAACAGCGCCGGUACUUGACGAAAAUGGCGAUCGACUAUCAAAAGCAAGUCAGCGACUCUCUCAAUGGGCUCUAUGACGCGAACUUGGCAUCCGGCCAUCCAUCCAAACUCAGAUUGUAUAUACGCAACCUGAACGAAUCCUUUGCCAAGAAAUUUAUGUCUCAUGGUCACAAGAGAAUUUUUAAGGCCGUUGACGGUAACUUUGACUCUGAAUUCAAGCGGAAGAGCAAGGAUCCCGAGGAUGAUAUCUACGAGUGGAUCCGAACCGUCUACCGCGAGUCAAAGGGAGUAGAACUGCCUGGGACGGUCAACCCCAUGGUGGUGGAAUACGUUUUCCGCGAGCAAUCUACCCCUUGGAAACCCUUGACGGAAGAAUAUCUCUCCAAAGUUAAAGAAGUCGUUGCAAAGUACCUGGGAUAUAUCUUUCCAAACGUGAUCGGAGAUCCAGACGUCUGUUCCAAGCUCACGACUUUCCUUCGUCCUCGGAUUGUCGAUGGGUUCGCGAGAGCAGAAGAGGAACUGCAGAGAAUCCUGCAGGAUGAACGUGAGGGAAUCCUGCAGACGGUGAAUCACUACUUGGCCGAGAACAUCGGCAAAAUCCGUCUGGAAAGGAUCCAAGCUCGCCUCAAAAAUGUUGGUUUCAACUCUGACGGUCAAUAUCACUUCGUUUCUCUCUCGAUGCUUACCGAGACCAUCCAUCUCAGCAACGAGGAUCAAGCCGUAUACGACAUCCAUGACAUCCUCAAGUCGUAUUACAAGGUCGCCGUGAAGCGUUUCCUCGACAACGUCGUCAUCCAGGUCGUGGAGCGACACAUUCUGGGGAAAGAAGGUCCUCUCAAGCUCUUUUCUGCCAAGCUUGUGGCCGACCUGUCGGACGACGACGUCGCCUUCAUCGCUGCCGAGAGCUACAGCACCUCCGCGGCUCGAGCGGAGCUGAAGUCCAAGCUGCAAAGACUUCGCCAGGCACUUGAAGUGGCUGGUAGCAUUCCACGGUAG